This is a messenger RNA of Saccostrea echinata, 1487 nucleotides long. RefSeq names its product hemicentin-1-like. Bases 1 to 1404 code for a protein of 467 amino acids. The transcript is spliced from 9 exons. The record is from RefSeq and is a predicted model, not a curated record. NCBI's taxonomy places the organism in Eukaryota, Metazoa, Mollusca, Bivalvia, Ostreida, Ostreidae.
AUGGUUAUAAAAUGGAAAGUUCACGCUGCUCCUAUCUUUGUAGCCCAGUUGAUGGACAAUGGUCAGACUAUACCUCUUGGUCCACGUGGUCCAAAUGCGACAAAACAUGCGGAAGUGGCACAAAAAGGAGGACUCGAACUCGAUCCUGUACAGACCCUAGACCAAAACAUGGAGGCAAACACUGCUCGGGAUCCUCCAAAGACACUGAAUCUAAGUCUUGUAAUGAAAAGGAGUGUCCAACUGAUGGAGAGUGGUCAGUCUACAGACCUCCGUCCACUUGGACAAGUUGUAGUAAAACGUGCAAUACUGGCAUCAGAACUAGGACUCGAUUCCGAACCUGUACAAACCCUGCCCCGAAGUUUGGAGGCAAACACUGCAUGGGAUCCUCUAUCAGUCAAUCUGCCUUCUAUUUCUACCAAAGUUGAUGGAAAAUGGGCAGACUAUAGACCUUGGUCAUCUUGGUCUGGUUGUGACAAAACGUGCGGUAAUGGCUUCAGAACAAGGACUCGAACACGAACGUGUACCGAUCCAACUCCAAAGUAUGGGGGCAAACUCUGUCCAGGUUCCACUGACAAUAGAGGAUUGGAUUCCUGUAAAAUCAGGGAGUGUCCAAUUGACGGAAAAUGGGCAGACUAUAGACCUUGGUCAGCUUGGUCUAGUUGUGACAAAACGUGCGGUAAUGGCUUUAGAACAAAGACUCGAACACGAACGUGUACCAAUCCAACUCCAAAGUAUGGGGGCAAACUAUGUCCAGGUUCCACUAUCGACAAAGGAUUGGUUUCCUGUAAAGUCAGGGAGUGUCCAAUUCAAGGAGAAUGGACAGACUACAAACAUUGGUCAACUUGGUCCAAUUGUGACAAAACAUGUGGUACAGGGAACAAAGCGAGGAUUCAGACCCGAAAGUGUACAGAUCCAGUCCCCAAAAAUGGAGGACAACAGUGUCAAGGGCCUGCUUCCAGGAGAGAAACUAGUUCUUGUAAAGUCAGGGAGUGUCCAGUUGAUGGUAACUGGACACCAUAUUUUGUCUCUGUUAAUUGGACCUGCUCUGUGUCGUGUGGAGAAGGAACGGCAACUCGUACCUUGUCCAGAAGAUGUUCUAAUCCCAAGCCUCAGUAUGGUGGAAAGUUAUGUGUCGGAAAUGAAGUCAAAACAGAGACAAAGAUCUGUAAAGAUAGACAGUGUCCAGAUAAAGGUGAAUGGCCUUCGGUCACUUCAGGGGGAGAGUGGUCAGAAUGUAGUCAAACAUGCAACAAAGGAACCCAAACCAGAACACGGACGUGCAAAAACUCGAUUUCAGGAAAUCAAGGAAGAUCUUGUGUGGGUGAAUCCGAGAAAAUUGAAACGAAAGCCUGCAUGAUAGUAAAAUGCCCAGAUUUAUCAGUUCCUGAAGAAGCUCGGUCAUAAAGUCCGACAGAUACUAUCAUCAUAUUUGAGUUGUAGCAUGUCAUGCGAUACUGGCAUUAAAACGAUUUAUUUUAGCAUUAUGC